AUUCCCGGCAUCCUCUAUUUUCACGCUGGUGGGCUUGUCUAUGGUAGUCGGAACGACUUUUUCUUCCCCACCUGGCUCAAAGAUGCCGCACUGAUGCGGGGUUGGCUAUUCCUCGCUGCCGAUUAUCGUCUUCUUCUCCCGUACACCUCCUACGAUCAGCUCGAAGAUGUGAAAGCUCUCUCGUUGUGGCUCAGCUCGCCUUCGUUAUCAGAACGUUUGCCUCCCGGCGUGACUCUAGACAAUUCUUCCAUCAUGUUAGCGGGAACAUCCGCGGGGUUAUACAUUGCCAUGCAAUUCGCUCUCCACUCGUCGCUUCAAGUCAAAUCCCUUCUGGCCUUGUAUGGA
Punctularia strigosozonata HHB-11173 SS5 is the source of this 345-nucleotide messenger RNA. RefSeq lists its product as uncharacterized. The transcript is spliced from 2 exons. Gene Ontology annotation, molecular function: hydrolase activity. The record is from RefSeq and is a predicted model, not a curated record. The annotation marks the transcript as partial. NCBI's taxonomy places the organism in Eukaryota, Fungi, Basidiomycota, Agaricomycetes, Corticiales, Punctulariaceae.